UGCGAGAGUUGCUGCAGCUUGCGCCAGAGGCGUAAGCGGUGGGACUUUGCCCACGCCCCUCCCCCGGUGCGGAGGCCCCGCGCUCCCGUCCUGCCGCCGCCAUGGCUGCCCCGGGGCCGGCCCGGCUCCUCCGGGCCGCCGCCGUUUCCUCCCGCCGCUGGCUCUUCUCCGCCUCGCCGGCAGCCAGGACGAGGCUGGGCUGCGGCAGUGCCGCCGCUGUCGUGAGGGCAGCCCGGCUGUUCAGCCUCUCUGCCCGGGCGGCGCUCAGCUCAGAAGAUAAAAUAACUGUCCAUUUCAUAAAUCGUGAUGGUGAAAAACUAACAGCCAAAGGAAAACCUGGAGAUUCACUACUGGAUGUUGUUGUUGAUAAUAAUCUGGACAUAGAUGGUUUUGGUGCAUGUGAAGGAACACUAGCUUGUUCAACUUGUCAUUUAAUCUUUGAAGACCACAUAUUUGAGAAAUUAGAUGCAAUUACUGAUGAAGAGAUGGAUAUGUUGGACCUGGCGUAUGGCCUCACAGAAACAUCUUCUUUUCACAGAAUCACAGAAGGGUUGAGGUUGGAGGGGACCUCUUGGGGUCUUCUGGUCCAACCCCCUGCUCAAGCAGGGCCACCUGGAGCCGAUGCCCAGGACCAUGUCCAGACAGCUUUUGAAUAUCUCCAAGGAUGGAGACUCCACAACCUCUCUGAUCACGUUUAGGUUGCCAAAUCUGCUUGAAGAAAUCGAUGGAUGAUAUGACUGUUCGAGUACCAGAAGCUGUUGCCGAUGCUAGACAAUCAGUAGAUAUGAGUAAAAACUCCUAAAAGAAAAUAUCUUAGGGGUUUUAAAGAAACUUAAUUAUUUUUAUAACUUAUUUUUAAAUGUGUAAUUAAAUAUGGAAACUUACAUAAUUGUGAGUUCUUUUAUAUGACUAUUGAUUAGAUUAAUGCUAUUUUAAUUUUCUUUAUAGAACCUCCUAUAUUUUUACGCUUAAAAUGCAAUAAUAAUUCUUAUAACUGAUCAUUGGAUUAUAAGUAAUAGCAAGUGCAUUAUAGACUUCAUAUAACAUUAUUCUGCCAAAACCUUUAGUGACAUUUGAAAACUGGAUCGCUUUUACAAGACUUCUAAAAAUCCCUAGGCAUUUCUAGGUUUCAGACCUGGAUAUGUAAGAGAACAAAACUUGUAAGACUGCUUGGGGUCUUUUUAAAGUGUUGUCAUUAAAGAUGGUAUGCUCAGAGUUAAUUCACAUUCUCAGUAAAUAUGAUACUUCCUCAGCAAAUAGUGGAUUUUCAGGGUAGGUAUUUUCCAAACUUGGUAACACAUGAUGAACUUUGUGCAAAAAUACUGCUAAAACCAUGAAAUCUAGGGGCUGAUACAGAAUGUUGGCACCUGCAGCUUAAUUGCUGCAGUGCAUCUCUGUUGCCCAAACCAGAAGUUAAUAAACCUCAACUGUAUUUACAUUUGACUACACCACAAAUGCAGGGAUACACGUGGUUUAGAGUAAAGCUGUCUAAUGGGAGAGCAUAUCCAAUGGAGUUUAAUGUAAAUUCUUGCUGUUCUCUGAAGAUGGCUGAGUUGGGAUUGAAGAGGGCAAAUUUUGUCAAUGGAAGAUUUGUUCUGAAAUCUCUCUCCUACUUUCUCAGUUUUGAGCUUGUUCAGGAGGCAGUCUUAUGUCACCUAGGGCAUUCAGCUUGAAGAGAUUCCUGGAUACAGGGCCUUGCUCUCAGGAUCUUUUCAAUAAUGGUUGAUGAGAAAUGACCAAGUAUAUGUAUUCCAUACAGGUGGACUGGGUUCCCCAGAAGGGGUAGGGACACCCCUGCAGCAGGAUAGCCUGUGGACUGAUGAUGAAGAGCUUUCAGUUUGGUCCUUGUUUAGUCUUUCUAAAGUAGAUGAAAAUAAAAUAAUGUCUCUAAGACUCUAUCAUUCUCUCCAGUUUUUGUUGCCUGAAUAAUUAAAUGAAAUGAGUUUUACUAAUACAAUAACUGUUACCCUUAUAAGGUUAUUUUAAUAUUUUGGGCAUAUAUAUAACCUGUUAUUUACAUUUGAAUGAUAUGAUCCAUUCAUUAAUGCCUUAUUUGAAUUGGUGACAAUGACAUCUAAACAUAUUUUCUUGCAUUACUAUAUUUAUGGGAGAAGGGAAGAAAUUUAUUUUUCCAGGGUCGAAUAUUGGGAUUAUUUUGAGCCUCAUAAGAGAAAAAAGAAAGUCCCUCUUUGUUAUUAAAAAAAUACUUUCUAGAACUGUAUUAAAAAUAGAUCUAGUUCAGACUCCUUGAUUUCUUCUCUGAGUAGCUAUUACUUUGUUUCCUAGUGUUCCCUUUGGACUUUCCCCUAAAACAAGAUAUCCCUAAUGCAGGCUGCUAAGAUCUUAGUCAUACAGGGUUUUCAAAAUACACUUCCUAUCUCAUCUAAGUCAAAAUAUGACUUCAGAGUUGAAAUUUCCUGGCUCUUUGAAAGACUUGGACUGAGGUUGGGAGAAGGGUGGAAGUAAAUUGAAGAAGUGUUCUGAAGAUAUUGCUGUCUUCCUCUUCAACAGCUGUGACUAACCAUAAUUUAGAGGUUAUCUUCCCACAGUCAGGGGCUAAGGUAAAUCCAUUCUCACUUUGUAUUGCCUUUGUCCUGAGUUCAUUUAUAUACAGUAAUUAUUAUUAGAUCUUGAACCUCUUUUACGUGAGACACAGCUCUUUAACUUCCAAGAGAGGGAAUUUGCGUACUGUGUAUUCUUACAUCAGAAGGAAAUCUGAGGUUUCGGUAUAGCUGUGAGGUUUAGGGGUAAAUGUUGGUGUUUGAGUUUUGGUGUUUUCUUAGGGGUUUGUUUGGGGUUGGUUUUUUUUUUUUUUAGAUACAGCACCAGGCACUUCUCCUUGUGGGAGUCUUGAAGCGCUUAAAACAGCUGAACAAAUGUGAAACAACUUUCAUGCCACAGUUUUCUUUCUAAGCCAAGGUGGUUUCAUUGUGCGUUUCCUGUUACAGCUUCUCAUUACAAAGACUUUGAUUUUCCUGUCGUGCCCCUGUGGAAGGAAUUAUUUGUUUAGCACAGCAAGGCGGGGGGCGGGGGGAAAGGACCCUUAAAAGUUCAUCUUGAAUUUUAGAGGUAUCCCAUAGUGCAUGCAGAUGGAGAUCUUGGGAAGGCAAAGGACCUGACAUGUAAUCCCCAAAAUGCACAGCUCGAAGAUACUUGUUUCCUUAUUGUCAAAAUGAUUUGCAAAUAAAUUGUAUUUUAUACCACUUUCUGACA
Messenger RNA from Grus americana (Whooping crane), 3213 nucleotides. It is a transcript of the gene FDX1, whose product is annotated as ferredoxin 1. Gene Ontology annotation, cellular component: mitochondrion. Gene Ontology annotation, molecular function: 2 iron, 2 sulfur cluster binding. Bases 102 to 698 code for a protein of 198 amino acids. Lineage: Eukaryota; Metazoa; Chordata; Aves; Gruiformes; Gruidae. The record is from RefSeq and is a predicted model, not a curated record. The transcript has 5 exons. Gene Ontology annotation, biological process: positive regulation of oxidoreductase activity; P450-containing electron transport chain.